CGCUCUGGGGGAGGGGGUGGGGGGUUUCACUUCCGGGACGGUGUUCCGGCCCAUUCCGGCCCAUUUCCACCCCCGGAGCAGGGUUGAAUGCCUGCCUAUACCCUCAGACACGACCAUGGAGAAAGGUGGGAACAUACAACUGGAGAUACCUGAUUUCAGCAACUCAGUCCUAAGCCAUCUAAACCAACUGCGCAUGCAGGGACGUCUCUGUGACAUCGUGGUCAAUGUGCAAGGACAAGCUUUUAGGGCUCACAAAGUGGUACUGGCAGCCAGCUCCCCCUAUUUCCGAGAUCACAUGUCCUUGAAUGAGAUGAGUACUGUCUCUAUCUCAGUCAUCAAGAACCCUACUGUUUUCGAGCAGCUCCUUUCUUUCUGUUACACGGGGCGAAUAUGCCUGCAACUGGCAGAUAUCAUCAGCUACCUGACAGCUGCUAGUUUUCUGCAAAUGCAGCAUAUUAUAGACAAAUGUACACAGAUCCUGGAGGGCAUUCAUUUCAAAAUUAAUGUGGCCGAGGUUGAAGCUGAAUUAAGUCAAACGAGGACAAAGCAUCCAGAGGGACCUCCAGAGUCUCACAGAGUUACACCAAAUCUGAACCGCUCUCUUAGCCCCCGACAUAAUACUCCAAAGGGAAACCGGCGAGGUCAGGUUAGCACGGUGCUGGAUAUCAGGGAGCUCAGUCCUCCUGAGGAGUCCACCAGCCCUCAGAUAAUUGAGCAGAGUUCUGAUGUCGAGAGCAGGGAGCCCAUCCUGAGGAUCAACCGAGCAGGACAGUGGUAUGUGGAGACGGGAGUAGCCGACAGAGGGGCCCGGAGCGAUGAUGAAGUUAGAGUCCUUGGAGCAGUACACAUCAAAACUGAAAAUCUAGAAGAGUGGCUUGGGCCUGAGAAUCAGCCUUCCGGAGAAGAUGGGAGUAGUGCAGAGGAAGUCACAGCCAUGGUGAUUGACACCACAGGCCAUGGUUCUGUAGGACAGGAAAAUUACAGUUUAGGAUCUUCAGGAGCCAAAGUGGCUAGACCAACAAGCAGUGAAAUUGACAGAUUUAGCCCCUCUGGCAGUGUUGUUCCUCUGACGGAGAGACACAGAGCCCGAAGUGAGUCUCCUGGGAGAAUGGAUGAGCCUAAGCAACCCAGCUCACAGGUAGAAGAGUCUGCAAUGAUGGGAGUAAGUGGCUAUGUGGAGUAUCUCCGAGAGCAGGAAGUAUCUGAGCGGUGGUUCCGGUACAACCCUCGUCUCACCUGCAUCUACUGCGCCAAAUCUUUCAAUCAGAAGGGAAGCCUGGACCGCCACAUGCGCCUGCACAUGGGAAUCACACCAUUCGUCUGCCGCAUGUGUGGCAAGAAGUAUACCCGGAAGGAUCAGCUGGAGUAUCACAUCCGCAAGCACACAGGCAACAAACCUUUUCACUGUCAUGUUUGUGGCAAAAGUUUCCCCUUCCAGGCCAUCUUGAAUCAGCACUUUCGCAAAAACCACCCUGGCUGUAUACCCCUGGAGGGACCUCAUAGCAUCUCCCCUGAAACAACUGUCACGUCUCGAGGACAGGCCGAGGAAGAGUCUCCUUCUCAAGAAGAGACAGUUGCUUCUGGGGAAACCGCCCCGGGCUCUGUUUCCACUACUGGGCCAGAUUGAAACAUCGAGGGGGAGGGGGCAGACCCUCUUCCCCUCUGGGCCGUAAGUAGCCAGCAUCAGGGCCACAGGCUGGUACUUAAAUUCACAAAAUUGCCGCAUCACCAGAUCAGAAGAUGCUCCCAAGGUGUUGCCAAACUAGAGGAUCAGCAACAUACAAAAAGCACUAGAGGCUCUUCUCCCCUCCUCCCCACCUCACACUUCGGAAAAUAAUCAAGCAAAUCACCUUCUAAUUCAGGGAUUAACAGCCUUGGUUUGUUAACUUUAUAAAAAAAAAAAAAAAAGUUUUUUUUAACAAAAACAAUGAUAAAUAACCAUUUAUCUACCAGUCAUGUUUGAACACUGUACUUUGGUCCAUAUCAUCUGUUGGCUGUAAUUGCCCAGAUCUAAAAAAUGAGGCAGGAGCCUUGGUCAUCUGAACCAGCCAGCCACAAGAGGAAAUAAUCAUGAUGGUGAUGAUGAGGGGAAUUUUCUUCUUUUCUUCCCUGCCAGAACAAGCAGUUUCACAUUUCAAGAAGAAGGGAGGAAAAAAAGAAUCCUAGUGGUUCUUUUUGUUUUGAAAGGUUAGACUUAAUCUUUGCCAUGACAAGGCAUCUGAUACUUUGCCUGAUUGUUUCAUGUAAGCAGCCGUCUUGGAGCAGUAUUCUAAUGGGCAGCAUCACCUGAAGCACUUUAGGCAACUGGAAGUGAAAUGAGCAGCAGAGUGUUUGCAAUAGGUACUCCUGCUUUGGGGAGCUUGAGUGUUGUGCUGAGGAAGAGGAAAGCAGGGAAGGAAAUGUUUUUGUUUUACAGUUAUUGAACAGCACUGAGCCGUACUGCAACUUCCUGAUUGGUAUUUGUAAACCACAGUGCUUGUAUAUCUUUGGGUGUUAGGAAAUGGCUCUAGUCCAGGUGAAUUAACAUGUAAGGCUGACUACCAAAGUUUCAUCCAGUCUCUUUGGCUCCUAGUUUCACGUAACAGCAAUAUUAUACAUCAAAAUGUCACUUUACAGUGAAAGGAGCCUGGAUUGUAUUUUUAAAUUCACAGGUCUCCAUAUUUGAUAACUUUUAUAUGACAUUUUAAACAUUUUUUCUGCAAUAUUGUGGUUGAAGAAAUUCAACACUAUGGUUCUUAUUGCAACCACAAUUCCAUUUCCUUCUACAUAUGUGAUAGUUUAUAUUUUCAGUCCAAUAGAAGAACCUCACUAAAUCCAUGUCUUAUGUCUGCAAACCUAGUAAUUCAUAAACCAACCAUCAGCAAAUUGUUGAUGACUCCAAGAGCUUUGCUUUUUAAUAAUACACUACAGGGCAUUUAUCAGAAAACAUCAUGCACAAUCACACUGCAAUAAAUUGAUCAAGGGAACAAUUUUGAUCAGGUUUGGUUACUUAAUCAUUCCUAAGAUUUUUAAAACUUCAAGGGACCUUUUUUGGCAAUUCUGGGUUAUUUCUGAGAUUCUUAAUCCAGCACUGAGAGUCAGAAAGAAUUUACCAAACAUGUAGAGCUUUAGAUGCCCUGUCUUGCAUGCAGAGAAUAAAGGAGGAUUAUUAAGGAAUGCAGGCAAAUAGAUGCUUACAAGUUACAAUAAGCAAAUAGAAAAGUGAAAAAUCUCUAGCUUCUUUUAACUGAUCAUUAAUUUUUUAAAGAGUAUUUAAAUAGUAGUUUAAGAAAUUGUUUUGGUGUAGAUAAUUGUACAAGAGAUUUGGGAGAGGGGCUGGUCAUGCCGGCACUGGUGAGCCAUUUGUGAGAACACCAGUAGUGUGCAACCUUCCUGAGAAUGCUUUGAGUGUGUGGGAAAGUGAAUAGGAAAAGAAUGGCAAUGCUUUGAUGAUAGGAAGUUAGAAUACAAAGGGUAACUCUUAAGCAAUCUGAGACUUGUAUGUAUAAAUACAACUGUACCGUGUCACUAAUGAAUGGUUAUUCUCUCUUCUGGUAAAACAGAAAUGCAUCUUUUAAUAGGAGUGUAAUGAUGCUACCAUUUGAUUAGAACCUACCCCUAAAUGUUGUGUUGAAGCCAUAUUUUGUCUUCAGAAUACAUAGGCUAUGGCAGCUCCUCUUUAGUUGGGUAACAGUAUGGUAAAGUGAAAACUGUCACCUACUGUUGUUUUAGAGACCAUCAAUGCUCUGUUGCAUAGAAACUGUGGAGCUGAAAUUAGACUGAAUCUUUAGGAAAACAUUUCAGCUGAUAAUCAAGGCUUUCAGUAGACAGAUUUUGCCAUUACUAAAUAAGCAGAGAAGUGAGAGGUACAGAAUAUGCUGCUUUAGAUGGAGCUUUUAAGCCUACCAAAAACAAAUUUUGUUAAGUCCAUCCUAAUUUUGAGAAGUAGUAUGCUGAAAAGUUCUUUAUUGCUCUGUUAGUUUCUUAGAUUUUAUGUGAGAAAAUAGAGCUUUUUAAACUAUUACCAAAUUAUAAAAGUAAUUUCUGUAGAGAAACUUUGCAGCAUUUGUCAGUACCCCAUCCAGAGUUAGCAACAAACAUUUUAAAUUAAGUAGAGACCAUCUGAUAGAUGUGGAAAUGCUGUGUUUGGUGGGUUCCCCUCCCUUCCUAUUCACUGCUAAUGGGCUUUUGCUGUGUCGAUACUGUGACUAGAGUGCUUCUUGGUCAUCCAGGACCACAUUGGCACAAUCAUGUUUGCUGGUUCUCUCCUCUUAAUUGACCUAGCACAGAGCCAUGAAAUGCAUGAAAAUUCAAGCCAGCCUAGCUUUUAAACAAAUAGAAGUUUCUGAAAGCAAUUUCCCCAUUUUACUUAGAAGAGAUAUUAUUCUAAAUGUCAAAGAUUCACUGUGACAUUGCCUCGUUCUUAGCUAACAUCACUGUAGGGUCAUAGGAGUUAGUAGUGUUCUAUCUACAUUACUGAAUAGCUAUAUUGGUGUGUACACAGAGGAUACCUCUCUUAAGGAUGUACUAAACAGACUUUAGCUAAUGCUGAAAACUCAUUACCAAAUUGUAACUUGCACAUGUCACCUUGUGAAGGGAACAGCAUUAGCAGUGAGAGCUAAACCAUCAAAUACUUUAAUGCCGUGAAAUAGCAAACACUGGGAUUGCUUUCAUUUAUUGAGUGGCACUUAAUAGCAAAGGAGCUACCCAAUACUCAGCAAAAGAAGAGAGAUAAUAUGUUAAUCUACUUUGAUUCUAAGAGGUACCUUUUAUUCUCUCUCAUACCAGUUUAAAAUAUGGCAUUGGCGUGAACAGUAAUACUGUACUUAGGCAGAAGGCUCUUUCUAAUGACUUGUUCUCUCUUUACUCAGAACCAUAUUUACCUCUGAAAUGAGUUGAGUUUUAUUUUACCUGAGUUGCAAACUGCCCCCAAGCCAUUCCAGUAUACCACAGGGCCAAAUCUAAUCUUGAAUAUAGCUCCUGAAGGAUAAAGAUUAGAAAAGAAGGGAGAUAGCAGUUAAAGGAAGUUUUAUUAUUUUUUUCCAGUUCUUUUUACAUCAUUGAAACAGAGUUUUCCAAAGAUGGCAUGAAAGUAGAUAAACCAUUUUCCUACUAACUUCAUAGUUGAAAUCUAGCCUUGGUUGGAAGUGGUCUGAAUGAAAGAAUGAAAUAGUGAACUUCAUCCUUUUUCUUUGGUCAAGAAAAACUUUUGAAAAGUUUUAGCUGUUACUUAUCACUAAUUUUGUUUUAACUGGUAAAAACUACAUUUUGUUUGACUAGAAGAUCUGCUUUAAAGAAAUGAAAGAAAUGGGUAAUGGUAAGGAAAUAGUUGAAUAAAGAUAAAAGUCUUCUUAGUUAAAGUGGAAAGGCAUUUAAUCAGGGAGGAGUUGGAAUCCUGGAAGUUUCUAUUUUUUUAGCUACAGCAGACGUGUUUUUUUUCCUCUUCCUCAAAUAUUUUCCUUAUUUGUAUACUUAUUCAUUUUGUAUUUUGGUUGCUGAAAUUUAGAAGCGAUAACUAGCAGUUAAGCCAGAUGUAAAUCCCUUACUUUGAGAGGAUGCCCUUUAGCAAAGUAUAUCUCUGGAUUUAGGAAUUAGAUCAAGGUUCAGCAAAUCACAGCCCCCAGGCCAAAUCCUAAAGUCACCUAUGUGUGUAAAGAAAGUGACAGUGUUGAAUAGAGCUAGCUACACCUCUUCGUUUAGGUAUUGUUUGUGGCUACUUUCUACCAUAGUGGCAGAAGUUGAAUACUUGUGACACAGACCACAUGGCCUGAAAAGCCUCAAGAUGCUUGCUUUCUGGCAUGUGACAAAAAGUUUGCUAACUCCAGGAUUAGAUUUGAAAGAAUUACAUGUCCCCACCCCCACCCCUGGCAAUUUGUCACUCCUGCCAUUUUGCUUUUAUAAUAGCUUGGUUGAGGUUUUAAAUUCAUAUUGCUGUACAUACGUCAGCUUCUUGAAAGAGGUCUUUUUCUAGAUCUUUGACUCAUAACUCUUGCUCUUUCUUGAAUUCCAUUGCUUUAAAUGGUUUAGAGUAGGCUUUUAUGAUUUGUCCUUUCCUUAAAGGAGCAGGUAGAUUAAAGUUAUGGAUGGUAAUUACAGAUUUAACAAAGUAAUUAGAACAAAUAAUUCCUGUGCAAAAUAAUUUAGGGUUCAGUGUAUACCAUGUUUACGUAAAAUACUGUAAAAAAAAUGCUUUUAUAGGUUUCGCCAUUUCUCUGACUUAACAUAAUGAUGACAAGAGGGCAAGAAUGAAUUUAUUCCCACUAGUAUUAAAAGUUAAUUUCAGUUAUGAAUAAGUGGUUUGAUUCUUAUCCAAAGUACUGUUUUUCUAGAUUAGAAACCUCUACUCAUUUCUUUUCCUAUGUGGAGUAGUAAAAAG
Messenger RNA from Phacochoerus africanus (Common warthog), 6355 nucleotides. RefSeq names its product zinc finger and BTB domain containing 37 (gene ZBTB37). The record is from RefSeq and is a predicted model, not a curated record. Gene Ontology annotation, biological process: regulation of transcription by RNA polymerase II. Lineage: Eukaryota; Metazoa; Chordata; Mammalia; Artiodactyla; Suidae. Gene Ontology annotation, molecular function: DNA-binding transcription factor activity, RNA polymerase II-specific; protein binding; RNA polymerase II cis-regulatory region sequence-specific DNA binding.